Molecule: messenger RNA, 2817 nt
Organism: Knipowitschia caucasica
Lineage: Eukaryota; Metazoa; Chordata; Actinopteri; Gobiiformes; Gobiidae
Source: the annotation of a GenBank genome assembly
AUGGAAGACCAGAAUAACAAGCUUCAGAAGGAGAGAAAGUUAAUGGAAGAACGGAUCGCAGAUUUCAGUGCAAACCUGGCAGAGGAAGAAGAAAAGUCAAAGAACCUCACGAAACUCAAGAACAAACACGAGUCAAUGAUCUCAGAACUGGAAGUUCGCUUGAAGAAGGAGGAGAAAGGUCGUCAGGAAUCGCCGAUCUCAAAGCCCAACUCGCCAAGAAGGAGGAGGAGCUACAGAAACGCCCUGGCCCGGCUAGAGGAUGAAACGGCGCAAAAGAACAAUGCUCUGAAGAAGAUCCGUGAGCUGGAGGGACACAUCUCGGACCUUCAGGAGGACCUGGACUCAGAGCGAGCUGCGAGGAACAAAGCCGAAAAGAUCAAGAGAGACCUGGGGGAGGAGCUGGAGGCCCUGAAGUCUGAGCUGGAGGACACCCUGGACACCACGGCCACGCAGCAGGAGCUCAGAGCGAAGCGAGAGCAGGAGGUGACUCUGCUCAAGAGAGCCAUUGAGGAGGAGAACCGCACCCAUGAGGCCCAGGUCCAGGAGAUGAGACAGAAGCACACGCAGGUGGUGGAGGAGCUCACGGACCAGUUCGAGCAGGCCAAACGAGUGAAGUCAAACCUAGAGAAGGCGAAGCAGGCUUUGGAAAAGGAAACCUCGGAGUUGACGAUGGAGGUGCGCUCACUGUGCCAGGCCAAGCAGGACGGAGAAAACAAACGGAAGAAGCUUGAAAACCAAGUGGUAGAUUUGCAGACACGCUUCAGCGACAGCGAGAAGCAGAAGGCAGAGCUGGGGGACAGAUGUGCCAAAACAACAGCUGAACUGGAGAGCGUGACCAGCCUACUGAAUGAAGCAGAGAGCAAGAACAUUAAACUAAGCAAAGAUGUCACUAGCGUUUCCUCCCAGCUCCAAGACACACAGGAGCUUCUGGCUGAAGAGAAACGAGACAGAAGCUUCAGUUGUCAACAAAGUUACGGCAAACACGUGUCCACACUCAAUAUUCAGUUGUCGGAUGCAAAGAAGAAGCUUGAUGAAAUGUGCGGUAACAUCGAGUUCUUGGAGGAGGGAAAGAAGCGUCUGCAGAGAGACCUGGAGGCGGCGAACACUCAGUUUGAAGAAAAGGCCUCAGCCUAUGACAAAAUGGAGAAAACCAAAAACCGGCUGCAACAGGAGCUGGAGGACACGCUCAUGGACCUGGACAAUCAGAGACAGAUUGUGUCCAACCUCGAGAAGAAGCAGAAGAAAUUUGAUCAGAUGCUGGCUGAGGAGAAGAGCAUCUCCAGUAAGUUUGCGGAGGAGAGAGACCGUGCAGAGGCCGAGGCGCGGGAGAAGGAGACCAAAGCACUGUCUCUGGGCCGCGCCCUGGAGGAGGCGCAGGACUCACGCGAGGAGCUGGAGCGCGUCAACAAGGCCCUGAGGAUGGAGAUGGAGGAUCUGAUACAAGGACACGUGGGCAAGAGCGUGCACGAGCUGGAGAAGUCGAAGCGUGGCCUGGACGCUCAGGUGGAGGAGAUGAAGACUCAGCUGGAGGAGCUGGAGGACGAGCUGCAGGCAGCAGAGGAUGCCAAGCUGCGGCUGGAGGUGAACAUGCAGGCGCUCAAGGCACAGUUCGAGAGGGACCUCCAGGGACGUGACGAGAUGGGAGAAGAGAAGAAGAGGCAGCUCAUCAAACAGGUGCGGGAGCUGGAGACGGAGCUGGAGGACGAGCGCAAACAGAGAACGAGCGCCGCGGCUGCCAAGAAGAAGCUGGAGACCGACAUGAAGGACCUGGAGGCUCAGAUCGAGACCUCCAACAAGGGCCGCGACGAGGCCAUCAAGCAGCUCCGCAAGCUCCAGGCGCAGAUGAAAGAUUAUCAGAGGGAGCUGGAGGAUGCCCGUGCCGCCCGCGAGGAGGUGCUGAUCACAGCUAAGGAGAGCGAGAAAAAGGCCAAAGGUCUGGAGGCCGAGCUCUUCCAAAUGCAGGAGGAUCUGGCCGCCGCAGAAAGAGCUCGUAAACAAGCAGAGGCAGAAAGAGACGAGUUGUCAGAUGAACUGGCCAGCAAUUCUUCUGGAAAGUCGGCCUUGGCGGAUGAGAAGCGACGUCUUGAGGCCAAGAUUUCUCAGUUGGAGGAGGAGUUGGAGGAGGAGCAGGGCAACAUGGAACUCCUCAAUGACAGGCUGCGCAAGAGCACUCAACAGGUGGAUCAGCUGAACAUUGAGCUGCAGACGGAGCGCAGCACGUCUCAGAAGAACGAGAGCGCCAGGCAGCUGAUGGAGCGACAGAACAAGGAGCUGAAGGCCAAACUGCAAGAGAUGGAAAACCAGGUCAAGUCCAAGUUCAAGUCUUCCAUCACGGCUUUGGAAGCGAAAGUGGUUCAGCUGGAGGAGCAGCUGGAGCAGGAGAGCAGAGACAAGCAGGCCAAUGCAAAGAGCAUACGUCAGAAGGACAAGAAGAUGAAGGACCUGAUAAUGCAGGUGGAAGAUGAGAGGAAACAGGCAGAGCAGUACAAAGACCAGGCUGAUAAGGCGAAUGUGCGGAUGAAGCAGCUGAAGCGUCAGCUCGAGGAGUCAGAAGAGGAGUCUCAGCGUGCAACGGCUUCACGCAGAAAACUGCAGCGAGAGCUGGACGAGGCGACUGAAGCCAACGACAGCAUGAGCCGUGAGGUCACCACUCUCAAGAACAAACUCAGAGGCAACCCUGAACCCAAGGAGCGUGGAAUUGAGCCUUCCUAUGGCAGCGCUCCUCGUCGGAUUGGAGGUGGGCGGCGGGUGAUCGAUGACGCCUCAGAGGAGGAGACAGACUCCCAAAGCGAUUUCAAUGGAAAGUCCACAGAAUAA